Pichia kudriavzevii is the source of this 2895-nucleotide messenger RNA. RefSeq lists its product as uncharacterized. The coding region runs from base 1 to 2895 and encodes 964 amino acids. Gene Ontology annotation, molecular function: protein binding. The record is from RefSeq and is a predicted model, not a curated record. NCBI's taxonomy places the organism in Eukaryota, Fungi, Ascomycota, Pichiomycetes, Pichiales, Pichiaceae. The transcript has a single exon.
AUGGAUCGUGAGCCAUCUGAGAGUGUUUCCAGCGUAUCUGGGGAGACAAAACAGGUGAACACAAAUGACAUUAUAGAGGUUGCAGACCAGAAUAAUAUAGAGAAUAACAAAUACAAAAUCAAUACCAAUUUCAAUCAUGAUGUCUAUACUGCGAGCAAAGACGAAGAUAAUGAAGCUUCGGGAGGUCCCUCGUGGAUGCCGUCCAUUUUGAAAGAUCACAGCUGGCCCGAUAGUACAGGGAAUAGUCAAUCUGUAGGUGAUGCUGCUGACGGUAAUGCAUCUGACAACCAAGAUCAAGCAGUGAAGGUGGAUUUAAAUAACCCUCUGUUAAGCUUAAAAGACACAGUAUUGUGGAACCAGGAUUCACAUGCCCGCAACGACGCAGACUGGAAGAAAUAUCAAGCACUGGAAUUCGAACUGAACAAUAAGAGGUUGAAAAAUCUACCAAAUACACAAUCUUCGAUACCAAAUACAUUUGCAAACAAGUUUAAUAAGAAGCAUGGAAAUAUCAAUCGUAAGAACAACAAUGACAAUGACUUAGCUGAUGGGCAUAUGGAGUCGCCGUUUAAACUGUUUGAUGUGGAGCAGGAUACAUAUACAAAGUUGAAGAUGAACAACAUAUUAAGUAAUCUAUCUCCACAGAAGCAGCAUAGUGAAAAUGUGCCUAAUGUUAUAAAGGAGAGUGACGAAUUGUACAAUAAGAUAGUCACUGGUGGUUCCGGAGACGGUAGUGUGCUAAAGAAAACAGUGAAUGCGUCAUACUAUGACCGCUUACGUGAUGACAUUACAUCUGAUGCGGAAGAAUUCAGUUCGUUCCCUUCAACAGCAAGGAAGAUGAUGUACCAAGGCGAUAAACUCUUUAAAAAUAUCCAAGAAGGAUACGAAAAACUCCCUCCUAUAAGUACCCAAUCAGACUACACUUCUACUGAAGAACGUGAAGACAGCUCCAGGGGAGUUGAUUAUCCACAUAAUAAUAACAGCUAUAUCAAUAAAAAGAAUAGCGAGGUAGAAGAGGGAAAUGAUGUUGAUAGUGAUGUUGAUAAAUUGAGAGAGCAUUUGGGCACCCAGGCGGAGGCAUUCAACGCAGAGUUCCAAGUCAGUUCGCCGAAAUUGCAAGACAAGUUCAUUUUGGAAAGCAACGAGGCCCCUCACAAGGGUUUACAUUUUAUACCUGCUGAUGAGUAUAAAAAUAAAGUGUACGAUAAGCGGCUAAAAAGAUUUGUCUCUCAAUCCCAGCUUGCUGAUAGUUCAUAUACUGAUACUGAACUAGGGUACCUUGAUAAUUUAUCAACAUCUGAUAUUGAUGCAACCAGUCAUAGUGUGCGACGUACACCAAGAGAAGAUUCGAAAGACAACACGCCAAGACAUGACGCAUCGGAAAAUGAUACCUUAGAUGAAACCCAAUUUUCAGUUUCUGAUAAACAUCUAGUCGAAGUUAUCAGCCAAUCAUUUCCUAUAGAGGAUUGGGGGUCCAUUGAAGAACUAGACAUCAGUGGAUACGAUUUGAAGCAACUGCAGAAUUUGGAUAAAAUGACCCCUAAUAUAUGGUACUUAGAUGCCAGUAAUAAUUUAGUCAACCAAAACUUUGGCAUACCCAACAGCGUCCAGUAUUUGAAUUUGUGUAACAACAAGUUCAACAAUUUAAGCAGUAAAUUCUACCAGUUUACUAAUUUACAAAUAUUGGAUCUAAGUGGUAACGAGUUGACGGAUUUGAGGUGUUUGCAAGAUUUGAAGAAUCUAACUAGCUUGAAUUUGAAAGGAAACAAGCUGAAAGAUGUAGAGCAUCUAAGUAAUUUCAAGAUGUUGCAUUACUUGAACCUUUCAGAUAACAGGUUGAGAGCAACUAUUGAUUUUCGAGGAUAUACAAUGUGGUUUUUAGAGGAUUUGAUUUUGGAUAAUAACGAAAUUGAGAAAUUAGUAAAUAUUAGUGAGUUGCCAAAGUUGAUUAACCUAAGUGCAAAUAAUAACCAGUUGAACAAGAUUGUGUAUCAUAUUGAUGACGAGGGGGAGCCUGUUAACGAGAGCGUGUCUGCGCAUCCGACAUUGAAAAGAAUAUGCUUGAAUAACAACUGCUUUGCACGUAGUAUUGAUUUUAGUAUGUAUCCUCAGCUAAAGGAAUUACAGGUCGAUGGAAUUAAAGUCGAUGUUCACGGCUUGUCUAUGAACAUCGUUAAACUAACACAUAGGUACACAAGGGACAACAAUGAAUCGUUGCUGAAAUAUAGCUCUGCUGGGAAUAACCUACAUUCAUUAUAUCUGACAGGUGGGAAGCUCCCUGCGUUACCUAUUUGCAAGAACAAGUUUUCCAGCGUUUCAGUACUUGAUAUUUCAGCUAUGAACAUCACAGUCUUACCUGACAACUUUAGUGAGUUUUUCCCUUUACUGGUUGACCUCAACUUGAAUUUCAAUAAACUACAAACUCUGAAUGGACUACAGGGGCUAAGGCACUUAAAGAUGCUAAAGUUGCUAAGCAACAACAUCCAGAAUCUUCAAGACGUAAUAGAUUAUACCAAUGGGAUCCGCAUGUCUUUGAAAUUGAUAGAUUUGCGAGUGAAUCCGAUAUCACAAGACUUCUAUCCCUUCAUAUUCUACAACGAAAGAGAUGGCGGAGAGUAUACACCGAUGGGGGACCUUGCUACGUUCCAAUUAAAGGACAGAGAUGACAUUGAUGCGUUUGCAGUAGAGUACACACGCCUAUACUCCCCUACAGGUCUCGAGGAAUGGGUGAUGAAGAACCGCAAGCACAUGAAAAGACUCCCACCAAAGGUACGUCUUGCCCGUAGUGAGUACACUGCUCUGCUGUGUGCGUGGUUCGAAUCAGUUUUGUACAUCGAUGGUCUCCUCAUAGACGAAAUGGACAAGAGGGCACUGAUAAAUUCUCUCGUCGAGGUUUAA